GGCAAACGGUGGGACCCACCGUUUGCCCGCCUAGCACCACCACCGGUGGGACCCACCGGUGGAAGCAUCAGAUGGAGCGCUUUGCUCAUUGUCUCGUAGCUUGGGAUUCUCGGAGUGCAGGACGACGCUCUGUUUAGUCGUUGUCGUCGAAGUUUGUAACUUCGUUUCGUCUCUGUCUACUAGAAAGUAGACAUCCAACAACUUCAACUUCGACGAUUGGAAACGGCGUCCUCGGACUUUUUCUUGACCAGCGUAGAAUAGUGAAUUUGGCCCCUCGAGAUUCAAGGAAAUGGCCGCAGCGGCAUUUUUGUCGAGAAGUCGCAAGCAAUGGACCUCCGCAGCUUGUUCUCCUCUUCUCCGCUCUCUGUCUACGGCAGUCACGCAGGCUGCUGCCAAAACAUCUUCUGAUGCGAGUAAUGCUGCAGUUCUGCCUCAGAUCCCUCCAUUCAAUUACACGCCUCGUCCCUACGAAGGUCCUCUUGCUGACGAAAUUUUGGCCAAACGCAAGAAGUUUCUCAAUCCGGCUUUGUUUCUCUACUACAAGAAGCAUGUCAACAUCGUGGAGGGUAAGAUGCAGUAUUUGUUCGAUGAAACAGGUAGACGUUAUUUGGAUGCAUUCGCCGGCAUUGUCACAGUUUCAGUUGGACACUGCCAUCCUCAUGUUGUGGACGCCGUGAUACGCCAAAGCAAGUUGCUUCAACACACCACCACCAUCUACCUUCACCAUGCGAUCGCCGAUUACGCCGAAGCACUUGUGAAAAAAAUGCCGGGUGACUUAAAGGUCGUAUACUUUGUGAACUCCGGUUCAGAAGCAAAUGACAUGGCGAUGAUGAUGGCACGUCUUUACUCCGGCAGUUUCGAUAUAGUGGCACUGCGAAAUGCAUAUCAUGGGAUGAGUCCUGCUACCAUGGGCCUUACUGCCCACAACACCUGGAAAUAUAACGUUCCACAGGGUUUUGGGGUGCAUCAUGUUUUGAACCCUGACCCUUACAGAGGUCCAUUUGGUGCCGAUGGGAAGAAAUAUGCAGCUGACUUGUCUAAUCUGAUCGAAUCCUCUACCCCUGGACGAAUCGCUGGUUUCUUUGCGGAAACAAUUCAGGGUGUUGGAGGAGCAGUGGAGCUAGCCCCAGGAUAUCUCUCCGCUGCAUAUGAUAUCGUGAGAAAGGCUGGAGGUGUUUGUGUUGCUGAUGAGGUUCAAACAGGAUUUGGUCGAACGGGAAGUCAUUUUUGGGGUUUUGAGACUCAGGGCGUUAUACCUGAUAUCGUAACAUUAGCGAAGGGAAUUGGUAAUGGGCUACCUAUGGCAGCGGUCGUGACGACGCCGGAAAUCGCAUCAGUGAUGAACCAGCGCUUGCAUUUUAAUACCUAUGGAGGUAACCCUGUAUGCUCGGCAGCCGGUCAUGCGGUCCUUGAGGUUUUGGAGAAAGAACAACGCCAACAUCACUGUGCUGUAGUUGGUGAUCAUCUCUUGAAACGUCUCCAUGCUCUUCAAGAAAAACAUGACAUCAUAGGCCAUGUCAGAGGCAGAGGCUUAAUGCUCGGUGUAGAGCUAGUUAGCGAUCGAAUGACAAAGACCCCAGCAAAGGCAGAGACGUUGCAGCUCUUUGAGACCAUUAAAGACCUGGGCGUCCUUGUGGGAAAAGGAGGUCUACAUGGCAAUGUUUUCAGAAUCAAGCCACCGAUGUGCUUUACACUCGAAGAUGCAGAUUUCCUUGUCGACGUCAUGGACCAUGCCAUGUCAAAGCUUUGAGAGAAUAUCUCGCUUGCGAUCACUGGACAAAGUAAUCGGGACUUACAAUGCGCUAUCGGACGAUAUGGAUUCACAGUACUAGCAUAACUGUCAAGCAUCGUAACGGCUUUGUAUCUUCGCAGAAUGUACAUUCAUCUUCACGAUUGGCUCCCAGCUCUUUAUCAUUUUCAUUCUUCUGAUCUCCUUCAAGUUGAACUGGCAUGAACUUGGAAAAAUAGGUUUUGGAAGGGGAUCUUGCCGAAUGGAGAACCGAUCAUUUCCUAGAGAGGGUUUUUGAUACCCAAAGGUGCAAACUCGAGCUCGCACGUCGAAUCCUUGGAACUUUUAUUGACGAAAUCUCUCUUUUCUUCGAAGCUCACUUAUAAACCGUGUGGGCAAUGGCUAGGUGAUGGACGGGAUGAGAAUAGUGUUGACCUGUCGAAGACUCAUAGGUUGUUAAUAUGACUGUACAAUAUGUAAUAAAUCCUCCACUUUUCGAUAGAAUUUUGUACUAGAAUGGUAUUUUAGUACAUUGAUUGAGAUUGGUACAUACCUCCCAACCUGCUCUUUGAUAGUAGAUCUAGAGGUGGCGGCAGGAGAUCUAAAAAAAGAUUUUGAAUAUACAC
Messenger RNA from Marchantia polymorpha subsp. ruderalis, 2355 nucleotides. NCBI's taxonomy places the organism in Eukaryota, Viridiplantae, Streptophyta, Marchantiopsida, Marchantiales, Marchantiaceae. The record is from the annotation of a GenBank genome assembly.